Messenger RNA from Salvia hispanica, 1939 nucleotides. The record is from RefSeq and is a predicted model, not a curated record. NCBI's taxonomy places the organism in Eukaryota, Viridiplantae, Streptophyta, Magnoliopsida, Lamiales, Lamiaceae.
CCCAAAUAAUUUGUAUAUAUCGAUCUCUUUUCUGUGAAAAGAUAAAAACAUGAAGAACCCUGUGAUAAAGAUGGUGUUUUUACAGCUCAUUUUGAUUGGCUAUGGAAUUGGAGUUAGAAGCGUUGACCAAGAAUAUGAGAAGAUUCUUGAUGAACAGCCCUACAGAUCAGCAUUCCAUUUCCAACCACCUAAAAAUUGGAUGAAUGAUCCAAAUGGACCUAUGCUCUACAAUGGAGUCUACCACUUGUUCUAUCAAUACAAUCCAUAUGCAGCUAUAUGGGGAAACAUUUCAUGGGGGCAUUCGGUUUCUUACAACCUCGUCGACUGGAUCCAUCUCGAGCCUGCCCUCGAUCCGACAGAGAAGUAUGACAUCAAUGGCUGCUGGUCCGGUUCAGCCACUCUUCUUGCAGGGGAAAGCAAGCCCGUGAUUCUUUACACAGGCAGUGACUUUUUAGGGCAACAAGUUCAAAAUCUUGCAAUGCCGAAAGAUUUGUCUGACCCCCUUUUGAGAGAAUGGCUGAAGUCUUCACAUAACCCUUUGAUGCUUCCGGUUGAAGGCAUCGAUCCGGACUUUUUUAGGGAUCCCACCACGGCAUGGCAGGGUCCGGAUGGCUCUUGGCGUGUGCUCGUGGGGAGCCAGGUUGGGGGCCAUGGGUGCGCGCUUUUGUAUAGAAGUCGUGAUUUUGUGAAGUGGGAGAGGGCUAGUGGGCCUCUCCACGAGUCGAAUAAAACAGCAAUGUGGGAGUGUCCUGAUUUCUAUCCUGUUGGUGAUGAUGGUAGGUAUGUGCUGAAGGCGAGCUUCAAUGAUCACGACUACUAUGUGCUAGGGAGUUAUGAUGCUGAAACGGACGAGUUUGGCGUUGUUGGGGUUGAUUUCAUGGACGAUGUGGUGCAGCUGAGGUACGAUUAUGGUGUGUUCUAUGCUUCAAAGACGUUCUACGAUGAUGCCAGGAAACGAAGGGUGUUGUGGGGGUGGGUGACUGAGGCUGAUAGUGAGGCUGAUGAUGUUGAGAGAGGGUGGUCUGGUUUAAUGUCAUUUCCAAGAAGUGUUUUGCUUGAUGAAGAUCAGAAACAGUUGAUACAAUGGCCUAUAGAAGAAGUUGAAGAGCUUCGUGGCGAAAAAGUAGCAUUAGAGAACAAGGAGAUUGAGAGUGGGAAUGUGUUGGAGAUUGGAGGCAUCACAGCUUCACAGGCUGAUGUAGAAGUCUCGUUCCGUGUACCAAACCUGGAGGCCGUUGAGGUGAUUGAUGGAGGAUUGCUCGAUCCACAGAUGCUCUGCAGACAAAAGAAUGCAUCAGUGGAGGGAGUGUUUGGGCCCUUUGGGUUGCUAGUCUUGGCCUCGGACGACUUGACUGAGCAAACUGCUGUGUUUUUUCGGGUUUUUAGGCAAAACGAGAAGCACGUUGUUCUCAUGUGCAGUGAUCAGAGCAGAUCUUCACUGCAGACUCGGGUGAAAGAGGCGAUUUUCGGGUCGUUUCUUGAUGUAGAUCUUGAUCAAGAAAUCUCCCUAAGGACUCUGGUAGACCAUUCCAUAGUGGAGAGUUUCGGCGGGAAAGGGAAGAGCUGCAUCACUUCAAGAGUUUAUCCAAAACUGGCAAUUCACAACAACUCCCACGUCCACGCAUUUAACAACGGUUCGAAGAGUGUCAUGAUUUCGAGGCUCGAGGCUUGGAGCAUGUCGAGAGCUCGACUCGUGCAAGUUCACACGCGGAGAAAGCCCUCGUUUAGCUGAGAGGAGAACAUGAACAUGAUCUCGUAUUUUCAUCUGACUUUGGCAUCAUUCAAGCCAUUGUUUUUUCAUUAUAUCCAUUGAUUGUGCUCUUAGUGCUGUAUCAAUUAUACGGUGUAUGUAACAAAGCAACGGUAAUAAUCUGACAAAAGUUAAUUAUUCUUUGAAAAAGAAUAGUAUCAAAUAUUUACGGGCUACCAUUUCCAAAUU